AUGAGGAUACCCCAGAGGGCAGUUGGUAAGGCGAUUGGCCGUGGAGGAGAGACCAUCAAAAGGUUGAAGGACGAGCUCAGUACAUUCAUUCAAGUUGACCAGACUACUUCCGAUCAAGGUUUUAGCACUUUCAAAAUCAGUGGUCCUACUGCUGAUUCUGUUGAGGCUGCGAUAUCUCAUUUAAAGGGAGUCGUCCUAUCAUGUGAACCGUGUGAGUGUCUAUAUCCUGAUGAUGUUGAAGAGGAAGUAGAAGUGCCCGCUGAUAAGGUCGGGACUGUCAUCGGCCCCCAAGGGUGCGUGCUUGAUGAGGUCCGUCGCCGCAGCGGCUGCCGAGUCCAGCUGCAGCCCGUCGAGAUGGAGGAUGGGAGUCCUCGCUCGGCUAAGGUCGUUGGCACAGCUGAUGCGGUGCGUGUCUGUGUGGACCUCCUCAACGAUGUUAUAAGUGGUGCCUUCGAUGUGAGCUCAGUGAUCAACCGUCAAAAGGCUCACUACCAACGUCUCAAGUCGGGCACUUUGGGUGGUGGUAAAGGCAAAGGCAAAGGCAAAGGGAAAGGUGGUGGUGGCGGCGGCGGCUAUUGGAAUGCUAAUAAUUCGGCUGCUGCUGGUGGUCCUGGUGGGACUGCUAUGGGAGGCCCUGGUAAUGGUGGUAAUAUGGUGGGCCAGCAGAAUCUCAACUACCCUACGAGUAUGGGCGGCUUUGUCCCACCCCAAGUUAUGUAUUCACCACAGAUGUUCGCCGCAGCUAGUCAAGGGAUGCUAUCACCACACAUGUCAGCCACAGCUAGUGGGCCUAUUCCACCUUAUUUAAUGUCGAUGUUUACCGGUUAUCAACAACCACAGCAACAACAGAGUCCUAGUGGGGGUCCUGGGAUAUCGGCUGCUGAGUUGACGAGGCAGAUGCAGCAAGGGUCUGCUACACAGUCGGCUAGUGGUGGGACUGCUGCUGGUGCUGCUAGCAAUAACAAUCAGUAUUUGCAACAACAGCCACCGAUGAAUAUGCCUAUAUCACCCCAAGGUAUCAUAACACCCCAGCAGGUCGUGGCUGUCCACCAGACUCUAUGGCGUGGCCAACAACAACAACAACAGCAGCAGCAGAAUGAAGCGGCCCCUGAGGUGUCUGAUACAUCAACUCCUACUAUGAGUAACAAUAAUAACGAGGAGGGAGGCCAGGCCGAGCGUUCGUAA
Molecule: messenger RNA, 1185 nt
Organism: Perkinsus marinus ATCC 50983
Lineage: Eukaryota; Perkinsozoa; Perkinsida; Perkinsidae
Exons: 5
Coding region: 1-1185 (394 amino acids)
Biological process (GO): regulation of gene expression
Cellular component (GO): nucleus; cytoplasm
Molecular function (GO): mRNA binding
Source: RefSeq, a predicted model, not a curated record